This is a messenger RNA of Harpia harpyja (harpy eagle), 666 nucleotides long. RefSeq names its product ubiquitin-conjugating enzyme E2 L5-like. The record is from RefSeq and is a predicted model, not a curated record. NCBI's taxonomy places the organism in Eukaryota, Metazoa, Chordata, Aves, Accipitriformes, Accipitridae.
CGGGCAUUGGGGGCCAUGGCCGCCAGGAUCGCCAAGGAGCUGGCGGAGGCGCGGCAGUGGGGCGGCGCGCGCGAGCUGCGGCCGCUGGAGGGGGACCUGCGGCGGUGGGGGGGGCUGCUGCUGCCCAACAACCCCCCAUACAACGCAGGCGCUUUCCGCUUCGAGCUGACCUUCUCCCCCCACCACCCGCUGGCCCCCCCCCGCGCCACCCUGCGCACCAGCAUCUAUCACCCCGGCGUGGACCCCGACGGCCGUGUCUGCCAGCCCCUCACCUCCACCCAGCACUGGGUGCCCACCACCCGUGCCGUCCAAGUGCUGCAGGACCUGCUGCUGCUGCUGGACAGCCCAGACCCCCAGCGGGUGCUGCGGCAGGAUCUGGCCCGUGAGCUCCAGGACCAGCCCCAGGUUUUCUGGCACCAGGCGGAGGAACACACCCGACGCCACGCUGAGCGGCGGCCCGACCCCCCUGGCCCCUGAGCCCCCUGCACCUGGGGGCACCUGGGGGCUCCCAGGCGCACCCCAGCUUCCCCCCUGCCUCUCUGCGCCAGCCGGAGCUGGCCCUGGCAUUGCCCCCACCGUGGUGCUGGAGCCUGGGCAUGGGGGUCCCGGCACCCUACAGGGGUCACCCCACCCUGAACCGAGUUAAAUAAACCGACUCCCGCUCCC